AUGGGCAUUUUCUCUCAUCUUGUAACAGCUUGUGUCGGUGUCUAUGGUGGUGCAUAUCUGGCCCAAAAUUAUGAGAUUGGUAAAGUCCCAUCAGUGACCGAGUUAGUACAACAAUUAGAGAAGUACCUUCAAAACUAUAAGAAGGAACGAUAG
Angiostrongylus costaricensis is the source of this 153-nucleotide messenger RNA. The record is from the annotation of a GenBank genome assembly. NCBI's taxonomy places the organism in Eukaryota, Metazoa, Nematoda, Chromadorea, Rhabditida, Metastrongylidae.